AUGGCCAAAGCAUCUAAAUCUACUAAGAAGUUUCAAAGUAAACAUUUGAAACAUACUAUCGAACACCGUAGGGAGGUGCAAAAGCACAAUAAAAAGAUGGGCUCUAGAAAGAAGAGUAAGUCUAGCAGUAGUGACGACAGCGAAGUUACUCGUCCGAAAGGAACCCAGCCUAAGGAAGUUUUUGAAGAUAUGCCAGUAGAUGAGUUUUUUGCUGGAGGAUUUGAAGUCCCAAAGGAGAAGAAUAAGAAAUCGAAAGUGCAAUCAGACGAGGAAGACUCAUCUUCAGAAGAAGAAGAUGAAGAAGCUAUGCAACACGAUUUGAAAAACUUAGCUGACAAGGAUCCUGACUUUUAUAAGUAUUUGCAGGAGAAUGAUAAAGACUUAUUAGAUUUUGAAGGUGUCAAUCCUUUGGAUGCAAUGAGUGAAGAUGAGGAUGAUGAAGAAGAAGAAGACGAAGAGGCCCAAGAAAAGAAGACAGAGAAGCCUGCCAAAAAAUCCAAAGCUGAAGAGGCAGCUUCUAGAAAGAUUGAAAUUACACCAAAAUUAGUUAAACAGUGGCAAGAACAAUUAAACAAGCCAAGUCCAAAAACCAUCAAAAAUAUAUCUAUGGCUUUUAAAGCUGCAGUAAACAUUAAUAAUGCUAAUGAUGAAGAUUACAAAUACUCCGUCACAGACCCAAAAGCCUUUAAUGAUUUAAUGUUAUUAACUUUGAAAAAAUUACCUGAAGCAAUUCAGACGUUAAUUAAAUAUAAAGUUCACCCACAAACUGGAGCUAGAAGUAUUCCUCAGAAAAACCAGAAUGUUACUCAAAUUUCUAACAUUUUAAAGUCCCAUGCCGGAUCAUAUAUCACUUUGUUGAAGGACAUUACAAACACUGAAACGGCUGCUUUGGUUCUCUCAUCUAUCCAAGAAGUUCUUCCUUAUUACUUAUCUUACAGACGUUUAUUGAAAGAAAUUUUAUCAUCAGUAGUAAAUGCCUGGGCAACCACAAGUGAUGUCGACACUCAAAUUGCUACUUUUGCAUUCUUAAAUAAUGCUGUCAAAGAAUUUCCUAAAUCUAUUUUAGAAACAGUUUUGAAAUUGACUUAUUCUUCCCUUUUACAAAACUGUCGUAAGACUAAUAUUCAUACUAUGCCAAUGAUCAAUUUCUGUAAAAAUUCGGCAGCAGAGUUAUUUGGUAUUGAUGAAACUUUGUCUUACCAGGUUGGGUUUGAAUACGUCAGACAGUUAGCUAUACAUUUAAGAAAUAGUAUUAAUGCUACUUCCAAUGCAAAGGAAGGUUUUAAGACUAUUUAUAAUUGGCAAUAUUGCCAUUCAUUAGAUUUCUGGUCAAGAGUGUUAGCCCAACAUUGUAACCCAGAAAAGGAAUUACUCAACCAUAAGUCUAAAGAGUCACCAUUAAGACAAUUGAUCUAUCCUUUGGUUCAAGUUACAUUGGGUGCUAUGAGAUUAAUUCCAACUGCACAAUUUUUCCCGUUAAGAUUUUAUUUAAUUAGAUCAUUAAUAAGAUUGUCUCAAUCAACGGGGGUUUUCAUUCCAAUAUUCCCAUUGAUCGCUGAAAUAUUAACUUCCACUAGUAUAACGAAAGCACCAAAGCGUUCGAAUUUACAAGUUGUGGAUUUUGAUCAUAAUAUUAAAGUCAAUCAAGCAUAUUUGGGUACUAAGACUUAUCAAGAUGGAUUAUGUGAACAAUUUGUAGAGUUGACCAGUGAGUUCUUUGUAUUAUACUCAAAGAAUAUUGCAUUCCCUGAAUUGGCAACGCCAGCUAUUUUAUCAUUAAGAAGAUUCAUGAAAAAAUCCAAGAACGUUAAAUUCAAUAAACAAUUGCAACAAUUAGUUGAAAAAUUGAACUCAAACGCCACUUUUAUUUCUGGUAAGAGAUCUAAUGUUGAAUACGGCCCAUCAAACAAAACCGAAGUUCAACUCUUCUUGAAAGAUUUUAGCUGGGAGAAAACACCUUUAGGUCAAUAUGUUGUUGUUCAAAGAGAGAUGAAAGAAGAAAAAUUGAGAAUUUUAAGAGAUGCUAUAGCCGAAGAUGAAAAAGCACGUAAGGAUAAAAAGAACCAAGAUGAAGGUUCAGAUAUAGAAGUUGACGACAUUGAAGGUGACUCAGAACCAGAACUUUCUGAAUAA
Messenger RNA from Debaryomyces fabryi, 2133 nucleotides. RefSeq names its product mRNA-binding ribosome synthesis protein (gene NOC2). Gene Ontology annotation, biological process: ribosomal large subunit biogenesis. Bases 1 to 2133 code for a protein of 710 amino acids. The transcript has a single exon. NCBI's taxonomy places the organism in Eukaryota, Fungi, Ascomycota, Pichiomycetes, Serinales, Debaryomycetaceae. The record is from RefSeq and is a predicted model, not a curated record. Gene Ontology annotation, cellular component: Noc2p-Noc3p complex; nucleoplasm; Noc1p-Noc2p complex.